Molecule: messenger RNA, 2807 nt
Organism: Armigeres subalbatus
Lineage: Eukaryota; Metazoa; Arthropoda; Insecta; Diptera; Culicidae
Product: regulator of G-protein signaling 7-like
Exons: 7
Coding region: 669-2336 (555 amino acids)
Biological process (GO): positive regulation of GTPase activity; intracellular signal transduction; G protein-coupled receptor signaling pathway
Cellular component (GO): neuron projection; cytoplasm
Molecular function (GO): GTPase activator activity
Source: RefSeq, a predicted model, not a curated record
GAGCGUGGUUUGUUGGUAAUCGGAACCCCCGAGCAGUGGAUUUCCAAGUGAAAAUGAGUGAUUCCCCGUGAUACACAUCAGGAUUGAGGAAAGCAUUCAAGAAGUGUGCGGUGCUAAGCAGAAACAAUGUGAAAAAUUUCAGCAGUGAUGGUUCACAAGUGUUUCCAAUUUCACUCCAAUUUUCACACUUUUCUGAGCACCAUACACCCUCUAUAAGCAUUCUUUGAGCAACGGCGUGCAUAGCGUUACGAUCUUUUAAGUGCAAUACUCGUUAAAUCCGUCAGUGAUUGAAGUGGUGCAUUGGAAGUAAAAAAAUCUAUCGUCAGUUUUUCAUCGUUGCGAAGCGCUACAAGGGAGAAAAAAAAUGAAUCGCAAAUCGGAUUCUCCAUGAUGGAUGUAUCGCCAGCAGUCAUCAGUAGCAUCGCCGUAGAUAUCGUUUGAUAGAAGCAGAAAAAAGAGCGUCACCAAAGGGUAAGCAGACGGCGGUGGAAGGACAUCGUCUCCGUAGAGCCGUAGAGUGAUAUGGCAGCAAUUUUCAGCGCUAAUCGAGCAUCCUAAGGAAUUUCCGCUCUGCUUUCGCUGUAUGCAAUUAGAAUCGGUCCCAUUGCGAAGUGAAGGGACGUCGAUUGCACCACCGGUUUUCUCAGGUGCCAACACAUCUUGUGUGAAUGCGGGAUGAAUUCCGGCAACCAGGGGAGGCCAGUGAGGAUAACAUUCAACCCGUGAAAAGUAGAACACAGUUGUGGACCGGAACCAUCGAUGGGACGAUGGUAACAAUGACUACGGAGAUCGACAAGGACAAGGCAGUAUCAAUCAUUGUUCCGAAGAAAAUGGCAUCCAACGAGAAGGACAAGGACAAAGACCGGGAUAAGGAGAAGGACAAGGACAAGAUUGCAGUAAAUAACGCCACCAGCAGUAACCCGGGUGUAAGUGGGUCCAGUGCUGGCAGUUCCGGAAUCGGUCCUUCCGGUGGGAGCCGUGGUAGUCAGUCACACAACACGCAGGUUGUCAUGAAUCAGGAUGCACCGAACAUUUUAGUUUACAAGAAGAUGGAGGGCAUUGUGGAACGCAUGCAAAGUGAGGACGGUGGGGUCUCAGUGCGUACAAUUAAGGCAUUCAUGAGUAAAGUACCGUCCGUAUUUACUGGGUCCGAUUUGAUUUCGUGGAUCAUGAAGAAUCUUAAAAUCGAAGAGGUCGCUGAAGCGUUGCACAUCGCACAUCUGUUGGCAUCCCACGGGUACCUGUUUCCAAUCGAUGACCAUCAACUGACGGUCAAGAACGACGGAACAUUCUAUCGAUUUCAGACGCCGUACUUUUGGCCGUCGAACUGUUGGGAACCGGAGAACACUGAUUACGCGGUAUAUCUGUGUAAACGAACGAUGCAGAACAAGACUCGCCUGGAACUAGCAGACUACGAAGCAGAGAACUUGGCCAAGCUACAGAAAAUGUUUUCACGCAAAUGGGAAUUUAUCUUCAUGCAGGCGGAGGCUCAGAGCAAGGUGGACAAGAAGCGCGAUAAGCUGGAACGAAAAGUGCUCGACUCCCAAGAGCGCGCAUUUUGGGAUGUACACCGUCCGAUGCCCGGUUGUGUUAACACCACCGAGGUAGAUAUUAAGAAGGCAUACCGCCGUGGUGCCUCCACGCACGGCUCAGGCUCAUCCGGCGCGGCCGUCAAUAGCAAUCCAAUAGAGCAACUCACUAGACAAAUUAAGCUCCUGAAACUCAAAUUAGAACGUAGAACUAUUAAGAUCUCCAAAGUAGCCGAAUCUUAUAUAUCAUAUUUUGAACAAUAUAACGAAUACGAUUAUUUUCUCACAACACCUGAUCAGCCAAAUCCAUGGAUAACGGACAAUAUUGAAAUGUGGGAUACUGAUCGAACUGCCAAAGACGUAUCGCUUAAACGCGUGAAACGAUGGGGUUUUAGCUUACGCGAGCUGCUGAUUGAUCCAGUAGGAAGGGAACAGUUUUCAAAGUUUCUGGAUAAAGAAUUCAGCGGAGAGAAUUUGAAGUUUUGGGAAUCGGUACAGAGUAUGAAAGCGCAACCUCAGUCGAAGGUGAAAGAAGCUGCCCACGCAAUAUAUCUGGAGUUUCUUGCACCGGACGCUCCGUGCCCGGUAAACGUUGAUUCGAAAUCCAUGGAACUGGCCCGGGAGGCGGUGAGCAAUUCGGCACCACCGAAUCGGUGGUGUUUCGACGUGGCCGCCGCCCACGUGUAUCACCUGAUGAAGAGUGACUCAUACUCGCGGUAUCUACGGUCCGACAUGUACAAAGAGUACCUCAAUGGGUCCAAGAAAAAGAACAAAUCCAUACCGAAUUUGUUUGGAGUUAAACGUUAAGAUGAUGUAUAAAGAGAUGGUUUAUGUCUGCGACGACAUAGGGGAAAGAUAUUUUAGCGCGAAUAUUUGUAAUGAACCCACAGCAUUAGAAGCAAAUCGACCGUUUUAAAAUCAGGUUAUACCAAACAGAUGCCCAUUGAAUUGAACUGUAGAUUUUCUAGUCAAUAAGCAAGCAAGUUAAGACAUUCUGUGAAAUCAAAAUCAAUCCAAGAAACAAAACAUAAGGAAUUGUUGAAUAUACUUCAAAGUUAGUGUGAUUUGCCAGAGUCUUGUCGAUUCUCGGCAUGGAAAUAAAAUGUAUAAAACAACUAUUAUCUUCGAUAAUAUUAUUCACCUUGAAAGACGACAUCACAAAAUGCGGAAAUAUUCGAUGGAAAAACGCUAAGACAGCAUCCAAUGAAAAAUAGGAGUAUUAUUAAGAAUCUGAAGAAAAUAUAUACAAUAUAAAUGAUGUUGUGCCAUCAUAAAUAA